AACUGCAGUCUUUUUAUUUUGCUUAUUGUAUCUUGGGAGCUUGUACGUGGGGAUGGGGGGUGAAGAUCAGCAGUCAGCCAAGACUGACCAGAGUUGGGCUUUUUGCAAAAACGUAACUGGGAGUCAUUAUUACCCAUCCCACCCUCCCCCUUUAGACUAGUACUUCCUGGCCCCCGUCUGAGGCAGUCGCUCUCCGGAGCUCUGUCCUUCCCCUCCGACUCCAGGCAGAAACUACAGAGCUGUAAGAGAGGCGCUUGCCAGGGCGAUUCCCAGGCCCCAGAGAUUUAGAUCACAGCCCCAUACCGCUCACUUGGCUUCUAAGGCGUUCGCGUGAGCCCCUAACCCCCUACCGCCACCCCAUCCUCCACACGGCUCGGGGCGCAAGUUGGUUUUAUUGGGAGAGACUUAGACUGGCAAAGACCUUGUGAAUAGAGAGAGGAAUUCAGAGAAGCUGCGAUUUUUUUUUUUUUAAAUCAAGGGAAACGUCUUUAAAUGCUAAGUAAAAGCCCUAACCCGGGCACCUGCGUAUCGGUAGGGGUCACAGGUGGAGAGGUGCGGGACGCCUGGAGUUCAGAAGUCCAGACCGGGUGGGAAGGUCUGAGUAAGGAGCCGCCCACAAGGAGCUCCAAGUUCAGGGCGGGGUUGUGGAGUCGCUCUGGUGGAAAGACUCAUCCGAAAGCAAACGAGCCUGAGUCAGCGCUGCCCUAGGGGCCCUCCACCCCUGGGGGGCGGGGGGGUGUCACAGAUGGGCCCCGGAGUCGAGUAGGGCAGAAGAAACUGGGCCAAGCUGCACUUUUACCUCGAGGGGCCUCGAGGGCUCUCCGUGUCUCUGGAGACAAGGGCACUACAAGGAUGUAGUGAUGAAGGAUGAAGAGUUCGCCUCCCUGGGGAAGGAGAGGAGAACUCCGUGUUCCGCUGCGGAGCCGGACGCCUGAAUUGGGAGGCGGGAGCAUGCUGGGGCUCCCGGGGCUGCGGCUCCCCCCGGCGGGGUUCCUUUUCCUGUUGCCAUUCCUGCUGCUGCUGCCCGCAGCCCCCGCGCCCCAUCGGGCUUCCUACAAGCCGGUCAUCGUGGUGCAUGGGCUCUUUGACAGCUCGUACAGCUUCCGCCACCUGCUGGAAUACAUCAACGAGACACACCCUGGGACUGUGGUGACAGUGCUCGAUCUCUUCGAUGGGAGAGAGAGUUUGCGGCCCCUGUGGGAACAGGUGCAAGGGUUCCGAGAGGCUGUGGCCCCCAUCAUGGCAAAGGCCCCUCAAGGGGUGCAUCUCAUCUGCUACUCGCAGGGGGGCCUGAUAUGCCGGGCACUGUUGUCUGUGAUGGAUGAACACAAUGUGGAUUCUUUCAUCUCUCUCUCCUCUCCACAGAUGGGACAGUAUGGAGACACGGACUAUUUGAAGUGGCUGUUCCCCACCUCCAUGAGGUCUAACCUCUACCGCAUCUGCUAUAGCCCCUGGGGCCAGGAAUUCUCCAUCUGCAACUACUGGCAUGACCCCCACCAUGAUGACUUGUACCUCAAUGCCAGCAGCUUCCUGGCCCUGAUCAAUGGGGAAAGAGACCAUCCCAAUGCCACUGCUUGGCGGAAGAACUUUCUUCGUGUGGGCCGCCUGGUGCUGAUUGGGGGCCCUGAUGAUGGUGUCAUUACCCCCUGGCAGUCCAGCUUCUUUGGUUUCUAUGAUGCAAAUGAGACGGUCCUGGAGAUGGAGGAGCAACUGGUUUAUCUGCGGGAUUCUUUUGGGUUGAAGACUCUCCUGACUCGGGGGGCCAUAGUGAGGUGUCCGAUGGCUGAGAUCUCCCACACGGCCUGGCACUCCAACCGUACCCUUUAUGAGACCUGCAUUGAACCUUGGCUCUCCUGAGGGGUCCCUCAGGAACUCCCCAGCCCAGAGACCAAGUGGUAGCCUUGGAGGUCAGGCCCUGGUGUGCCCGUGACCACCUCAUCGCUCCCCCACGGCCCCCACCAACCAGGGCUCCCAGGGCCCCUUCCUCCGCUCCUCUGUGAAAUUGGCAAAUCCUGGUUUCCGCCAUCCCGUGUCCUCUCGUUUGGGGCUCGCUGCGGGCUCCCCCCUCCUCUUAAGGCCAAGCUUGGGAAGUGAGGAGCCGGGUUUACUCGUGGCUGCUCCUCGUCUCUGGCUGGAGACGCAGAACCCAGCCCCUGCCCGCCACACGGGUCUCCUUCCAGGCCACUCAGGACAUUUGUAGCUUCUGUUUUCCCCAUGUUCCCUGUUCGUCUGAACUCCCCUGUUGUGAGCCCUCCCAUCCCCCAGGAAGGACCACCCAUGAGAGUGGGGUUCUGAGGCUCCCCUAUGGGGACAUUUCCGUUCUUGAAGUGUCAGUGUUGGGGAAUAUCUGUGGCCUGUGAGGCCCAUCUCAGGUUUGGGGAUCCCCCAGUCCCUAUGUUCAGUAUUGGGGUGCCCUUGGGGAGCCCAGUUUCUUUGAGGCUCCAGCCCCUCUUUUAGCUACCCUUGAAUGGGUGUUACCCCUGUAUUUAUGGAAAUAAAGUUCCAUUUACUCAG
Messenger RNA from Physeter macrocephalus (sperm whale), 2514 nucleotides. RefSeq names its product palmitoyl-protein thioesterase 2 (gene PPT2). The record is from RefSeq and is a predicted model, not a curated record. Gene Ontology annotation, molecular function: palmitoyl hydrolase activity; thiolester hydrolase activity. Gene Ontology annotation, cellular component: lysosome. NCBI's taxonomy places the organism in Eukaryota, Metazoa, Chordata, Mammalia, Artiodactyla, Physeteridae. Bases 868 to 1857 code for a protein of 329 amino acids. The transcript has 10 exons.